UACUAAACACAUUGUUGUAUAACUAUCACCGAUCGACGAACAAAAUGGCUGCAGAGGGAGUAGAGACGGGCGAUGAAUGGACUGUACGUCAAACAAACUACAUCACCAUACGCUUGGUGGGACAGACCGGACAUGGAAAAAGCGCCACUGGAAAUAGCAUUCUGGGCAAGAAAACUUUCCUGUCAGAGUUAUCUUCUGGUUCCGUGACAAGCGCAAUUGAACGAGCGGUUGCUGUACGGAAAGGGCGUCGAAUCGAAAUUGUAGAUAGUCCUGGAUUUGUUGAUACAUGAAAAGGGAAAAAGUUCGUAAGGAAUAGUCUCACACAAGCUUUCUUCCAAGCUCUUCCUGGCUUUAAUGCAAUUGUUUGCGUCCUGUAUCCGGGCAGAUUUACCGAUGAACUGGUCAAAACAGUGUAUCUUUUCUUUAAGUUCUUCGAAAAAGGUGUUGGAAAAUUUGCAUUUAUUUUGUUCACGCACAUUAAAUCGAAAGAGAAAAUGAAUGAAUACAUACAGAAUGCUAUGGACCAUCCAAUAGGCAACGUGAAGACCCUGUCGGAACUCAUAGAAAAGUGUAAGAGCAAGGUUAUGUGCAUCGAUAACGAAAUGAAAAACGCAGAUUCAAGUCAUGGUUGAUGAAAUUAUACAAUAGAUGCCAACACAGUUCGUCUAGGACAAAAUUAUUUUACUAACGAAAUGUUUCAGGAGGCAAUGAAAUUUGCAGAUAAGGUGUAUGCAAAUGUUGAAAUUAGCCAGAUAUAAAAGAAGCUAAGUGGAAGUUCAACUACUACGGACGAAACCAAUAAUAUAAAUAAACAUGAGAAGGCGAACAAGACCAGUACAGAUGAAAACGAACAGAAAGUGCGUCGCCUUUGCCAAAUGUUUGAAUCGGACGCAUCAGAAAUAAAAAUGUUGAGGCGAGAACGUCUUAACAAUAAGCAUUGGAAAAGUACAGGCGAUUUGCAAAAACGAUUCAGUAUAACUUCAUUUCAUGAAGUUGGUAACGCUAUCGAAGCAAAGGAUGAACCAGAGAUACGUAUUGACUAUCGGUCGUCAAUUGGAACAACAUCACGUGAUGAAAGAUCGCUUACAAACGAAAAGAGUUUGGAAAAAAAAACUUCCAACCAGAGAAAGAUUCACAGGAACCUUUCCUCAACAUCUAAAUAUGAAAUUACAAGAAGGCUGGCAACGUGCCAAUCGAGACCAAGAGGUCGCACAUUCGAGUGAUUUCGAGCCAUAUGAAGCUGGAACACUUGAAGUCCCUGGCCGGAAAUACGACAAUUUUAAGGAGGAUCUUCAGGCAAAUAAAAUAUCAGUUCAUCGAGCAUUUACUGCAACUGCAAACCGGUUCGAAUUAAACAAUUAUCAAAAUUAUGUUAACAUACAACCACCAAGGUUGCUUCAUUGUUGUGUGAUUAUUUAAAAUAGCUGCGUUUAUUCAAAGGAAUCAAGACCAAGCAAUAUACUUCUUUUUGGAAAAUUGUCACGUUAUAUAGAAUUGACUGUUUGAUAAUUAAAACUUUUUGUACAUA
Dreissena polymorpha is the source of this 1528-nucleotide messenger RNA. Its product is annotated as GTPase IMAP family member 4-like. NCBI's taxonomy places the organism in Eukaryota, Metazoa, Mollusca, Bivalvia, Myida, Dreissenidae. The transcript is spliced from 4 exons. The coding region runs from base 45 to 290 and encodes 81 amino acids. Gene Ontology annotation, molecular function: GTP binding. The record is from RefSeq and is a predicted model, not a curated record.